Molecule: messenger RNA, 820 nt
Organism: Neltuma alba
Lineage: Eukaryota; Viridiplantae; Streptophyta; Magnoliopsida; Fabales; Fabaceae
Exons: 7
Coding region: 24-557 (177 amino acids)
Biological process (GO): mitotic spindle assembly; regulation of mitotic spindle organization; activation of protein kinase activity
Cellular component (GO): spindle; nuclear microtubule
Molecular function (GO): microtubule binding; protein kinase activator activity
Source: RefSeq, a predicted model, not a curated record
UCAUCAAAUUAAAUCCACUUGAAAUGGAGAAAGCAAACACUAAGUCUGCUUUGAAGUUUGUGAAGAAUACCUCACGGUCUGCUGCUGAAUGGAGCAAUGCAAACUCUAGGGGAAUGACAAUGGGUGUUUCACAGACAAAAGAACUCAAAGAGAAGCUCCACGAGAGGAACAAGCAGGCUUCAAGGAAAUCUCCUCCCAGAGAAAAUACAAAACCACAAGAGUUCAAACUCCAUACCCAAGAAAGAGCUGUUAAACGUGCCAUGUUUAACUAUGCAGUCACCACAAAGUUCUAUCUCAUGGAGAUCCAAAAGAAACGAGAGGAGAAGUUGCUGAAGAUGAUUGAAGAGGAAGAGGUUCGUUUGAUGAGGAAGGAGAUGGUCCCAAGAGCUCAAUUGAUGCCAUAUUUUGAUAGGCCAUUCUUGCCUCAAAGAUCAAGCAGGCCAUUGACAAUUCCAAGAGAGCCAAGCUUCCUGAGCAAGAGAUGGAGCUGCGAGCCAGGAUAUGAGUUCUACAACUUGUUUCAUCAUCCGGCUCUGAUGAUGAAGCCCGUGAAGUAGAAACGAACUUUUUGAGAUAUUGUGGGUGGGUGUGAAUUGAAAGCGACCAUGUAAAAUGUACUUUUGUGUUCCUUGCUUGUUGUAUUCAAUCGCAUCAUGUUGUACACUACUAGUCCCACGUAGACAGAAUUUUGUACCAUACCAUGCCAUCAUCACCAACUAGGUCCACUACUCCUGCACUUUGUUUUAGGUGAAGUGAAGACGCCUUUCAUGGUUUCAUUGUAUCAAUCCAAUAAAAGAUUGCUUUGUGCUUUUGAUGACUU